Molecule: messenger RNA, 227 nt
Organism: Scutellospora calospora
Lineage: Eukaryota; Fungi; Glomeromycota; Glomeromycetes; Diversisporales; Gigasporaceae
Source: the annotation of a GenBank genome assembly
AUGAAAUCAAAGAGGCAAAAGAAAAUUACGAAGGCUUGCUCAAAUUUAACUGAUAAAUCCGAAGAAGUGAUCAAUAAAUUAAAUGAAAAGGUUAAAGGUAUUGGAAUCGAAGAAGAAACAAACGUGUUAAAGAACAUUCAAAGAAAAAAACUUACAGAUAUAGAAAAUUUAAAAAAAAUUGAUGAAAUCGCAAAAAAGAAAUCAAGAUUUCCUGAAAAUACUGAAAC